Messenger RNA from Moneuplotes crassus, 1411 nucleotides. Lineage: Eukaryota; Ciliophora; Spirotrichea; Euplotida; Euplotidae. The record is from the annotation of a GenBank genome assembly.
UGGUAAUAUUAUUUGAUCUUUGAUAAUAUUUAAAUGGGAGUAGGAUACUCAGGACCAAAGCCUUUGAAAGUCUUCUUUGAUUAUGGAACACACUUUGCAGUGGCUCUUGACUGAGCCAAUUAUCAUGAAGGAUCUAAGGCAUCAGGGAACUUGACAUUUACUCUGGAUAGAAGCACUCCUUCUAUUAGUGUUUAUGUUUCAAUUAUUGGUUAUGAAAAUGUAUUGUGGAGAAAAAGAGUGAGAAGAGGCAAGAACUCAAGAGUUGUUACAUACAGAGAUCAUACUGCUGCUUGCAAUCAAAAAUUUAUGGUCAUGCAAUCCAACGAAGGAUUUUUGCCUGGAACUUAUUCAUAUCCUUUCAACUUCCAAGUUCCUGCCAACAUUCCUGGCACUUACGGACAUGAAAGUGGCUAUCACUCAAACAAAGCUCAGUGAAGCUGUACCUACACUUUUUACUGUGAACUUAUAACAGCUGCUGAACCUAUAGCUUUGUUAGGAAGGGCUGCCUGUCCAAUAGUCAUAAUGCAGAAGGCAAGGACUCCAUACAACUAUGACAUGAAAGCAGACAUUACCAACAAAGUGACGACUUGAUGUUGAGUCAACAGAGGAAAUGUGGGCGUGCAUUGCACUUUCGAAAAAGAUGUUGUCAGGAUAGACGAAGCAGUCCACAUGAAAUUCAGAAUCGACAACUCUGAUUGCAAAAUUUCAAUUUCUAAAAUAAAAGCUACUCUUAAAAGAAAGCUGUUCUUAAAAUGCAGAGAUGGGUUAUCCACCUACAGAGAAAAUGUCAUGAUCGCACUUCCUUUGCCUGGAUGUGCAGCAGGAGAGAAAAUUGAUGAGAAAGUUGUUAAGUUUGAUCUAAACAAAGCCAGAGACAUUGGAACUCCUGCUGGCCUGGCUGGAUCUCUCGGAGAGUUUGCAGGCAAGAUACAACAAACUUGUAAUGGAAGCCUUAUCAACUGAUCUUAUGAAUUACAUGUCACUGCUGAAGUGAGUGGUUGUGUCUGUUGAGAAAGUCAUCCUUCUGUGUAUGCACCAAUUGAAAUAUUGGCACCUGAGAGAGUGCUAGUGUUUCAGCCAAUGAUAUAUGCACCUAUAGGAGGAGAGGAGCUGCAAGCAGCACCAGGUGAGGGAGUCCCAGCUGAAGGUGCACCUUCUGGAGCUUACCCACCAGGAGGUGUUCCUCCUGGAGCAUAUGCUCAAGCUCCAGCUCCUUAUCAAGCACAAGCUCCACCACCAAUCCCUGCUCCAUAUGACCCCAGCCAACAAUAUACCAACCCAACCAUCCCAGCGCCUCCUUCAAUAGGCUCAGAAGCAAGCAAGGUAAAGAAGGUUGAGAAUGAGGAGGAUUCUCUUGAAUAAAAUCACCAGUAAUUUCAAACCUAAAAGUCCUAAUUCUCAUAAAAUUUUA